AUGUUGCCAUCACUUCCGAUUCUCGACGAAUUCCCACCAAAUGUCAAUUCUGUCAAGCAGUCCUCUCUCCCACCAAAUGCAUCGCCCAGACAGCCACGGACGCCGCGAGAAGCCCAGCGGGCCGCCGACCUAGCAGCAGCAGAAUCCCUCACCGAAGGCGACAGCGCGCAGUCCCCAGAGCAAAAGCACAUACUACCCUCCAAACACCCUCGCGCCGACAACAAACCAAACAAGCGUUCAUCGCAAGACAAGCCAGCACAGGCCGACAACGUUACACCUAGACCCUUGGACGCGUUCGACAAAGUAGCCGAUACAACCCAACAGCGGAAGAAAAGUCUACCCAAAAGACAAAAUAUAUCACAGACAUCCGAGCUGGUCCUACCACCGCCCGCAUACCAUAUAUCGAGAUCAAUCAACAAGCACCUGCCAGUCUACACAGACACAAAGCGCGGCGGCAACCUGCGCUUGACCAUCAUACGGAAGGUCGCGGGCGAUCUGGUCGCACUGAGGGACGAGGUGAAGGAUUUCUUAGGUAACAAAGGCGAAGAGGUUACGAUUAAUCACUUGACGAGUCACGUCCAGAUCAAGGGUCAUUGCAAGAGGGAGGUUGAAGAAUUUCUAACCGCAAGGGGUUUUUAG
This is a messenger RNA of Pyrenophora tritici-repentis Pt-1C-BFP, 639 nucleotides long. NCBI's taxonomy places the organism in Eukaryota, Fungi, Ascomycota, Dothideomycetes, Pleosporales, Pleosporaceae. The record is from RefSeq and is a predicted model, not a curated record.